GAAUAUGGUGCUAAGGUACCUCAAAACCAACGACAGAGGUACCUUGACAGGAUUGUUGAUGAGUGUCUAAGAAUCUAUCCCACCGAAAAAGAAGCAUUUGAAAAGGUAACGUUGCUUUGAUGGUAGUUGCAGGCGACAAAAGGGACCCGCAAUCCUAAUCUCCAAGUUGUUAUUACGCAUGCGUCGCAUGUAUGUAGCCAGCAUUCGUUGGGAUUGCCACUAAGAAUGAGUGGAAUGCACUGAACGCACUUUGAUCACGCGCGUUUGGACCUUCUAUCACUCAUAAUCUGAUCACGCCUGUUUUUGGUAGUGAAAGGGUUUCAAAAGACGGUCGAAGUGAGAGACCGUAAAAUGUCAAUUCCAUUUAUUUACUACUUGGUAAUUUGCUUUCCAGGCUGUGGAAGAGGAGCAAGCCUUGUACGAACGGAGCACCAGGCGGCAGGUUUACUUGAAUCUCUGUGUGAAUGCGAUAAAGAAACUUCGA
Molecule: messenger RNA, 484 nt
Organism: Porites lobata
Lineage: Eukaryota; Metazoa; Cnidaria; Anthozoa; Scleractinia; Poritidae
Source: the annotation of a GenBank genome assembly